Molecule: messenger RNA, 3371 nt
Organism: Artibeus jamaicensis (Jamaican fruit-eating bat)
Lineage: Eukaryota; Metazoa; Chordata; Mammalia; Chiroptera; Phyllostomidae
Gene: FAM107A
Product: family with sequence similarity 107 member A
Exons: 5
Coding region: 411-938 (175 amino acids)
Biological process (GO): regulation of actin cytoskeleton organization; actin filament polymerization; actin filament bundle assembly
Cellular component (GO): synapse; stress fiber; neuron projection
Source: RefSeq, a predicted model, not a curated record
UGCUUCCCCGCUGGGCCGGCCAGAUGUCACCGCUGUGCCUGAGCUGCCUGCCGACUGCACGGCGAGAGGACUGCUUUGCUUCCCAAUCCCAGCAGCCUCGGUUUCCCUUCUCGACAGAGAGGCGGAGGUCUAGGGGGUGACUGCCACAGAAACUCCCGGAGGCUGCGUGGGCCACCUGGGGACAUCAGGCCCUGCUGUCAAGACCAAUCGCCCUAAGCCUGUCUGAGGAGCUCCAGGCUUGGGAGCAGCUGUGAAAGCCUCCUUUGUGCCUGAGGAGAAUGAGCUGCAAGAGGACCGGGGGCCCUGGCCCAGGGAACCCCUCUGGCCCCGGCUCCUGAGGCCAACACCAGCAGGGAGGACCCCCAGCCUGGCCCCCGAGGCCCACCCAGGCCUGGUGCCCACUCCGUGCCAUGGGAGCCACCCAGGGAAAGAAGAAAGAAUACUCACCUCAGGCCAUAUUUCAUAGUGAAGACGAGGAGCAGAGACUAAAUGGUUCAGCCUCCAUGUACUCAGAGAUCCAGAGGGAGCGGGCAGACAUUGGCGGCCUGAUGGCUCGGCCCGAGUACAGAGAAUGGAACCCGGAGCUCAUCAAGCCCAAGAAGCUGCUGAACCCUGUGAAGGCCUCCCGGAGCCACCAGGAGCUGCACCGAGAGCUGCUCAUGAACCACAGAAGGGGCCUGGGCGUGGACAGCAAGCCAGAGCUGCAGCGCGUCCUAGAACACCGCAGGCGGAGCCAGCUCAUCAAGAAGAAGAAGGAGGAACUGGAGGCCAAGCGGCUGCAGUGCCCUUUUGAGCAGGAGCUGCUGAGACGGCAGCAGAGGCUGAACCAGCUGGAGAAACCACCAGAAAAGGAAGAGGACCAUGCCCCCGAAUUCAUUAAAGUCAGGGAAAACCUGCGGAGAAUUGCCACACUGAGGAGUGAAGAGAGAGUGCUGUAGAGCUGGCCGGCGGCACCUCGGCACCCCCACAGCCCAGCCCUGGCCCCCGCCCUCCCCCAGCCCGUCUGCAUUUGGCAGCCCUGGACCCCCAGGCCCCGGAACAUCUGUGAUGUUCACGCUUGCACCUGUAAAAACGCACUGUCCCAGAGCGCAUGCCUAUCCCCUUCCCCUCUGCCCCGCAAGCCCCCAGGAUUUUCCUUCCGAGCGCCUACCUGUCCUGCUCUAAAAGGAAGCUGCUGCUGGGAAGACUUUGACAAGGCACCUCUUCCUGAAGGGGCUUCUGAGUCCUGCUGAGAUUUUCCUGGCGGAGUGCGGAAGGGAGGACAGGGGCCCACCUGGCCUGACAAGCCCUCCAUGCUGCCCAGGCCCCCAUGGGGCCCUGCUUCUCUGGGCAGCCUGACUCGCAGGUUUCAGAGAACUUCCCUGCUCACAGUUUUACCUGCAGCCAGGUGUGAAGCAAGUAAUGGAGCAUUUGGGACACCUGCCUUGAAAGCCAACCAAGGGGAAAAUAGUUCUCAGUUAUUGGUGAGGAAGGGCAGAGGAGUGCAGCCCGCAGGUGGCCUCUGGCUCACAUCCUGGCAAGUGGGAAAGGUACUAACAAAGACAGCUUCUUAGAAUUUGCCGGCCUCUCCCCCACACCCUCUCCUCCCCACAGCCCUCCCUGUCCGGGCCUUGUAACCACACCUAGCCAGGGCUGCAGCCCUCCUACUCCCAGACUUCUAGAAAAGCGCUUCCCAAAUUUCAUCGUGCCUACGAAUCACUGGGGAUCUCGUUCCAAUGUGGCUUCUGAUUCAGUAGGUCUGGGGUGGAGGCUGAGACACUGCAUUUCUAACAAGCUUCUAGGACCACACUAAGCAAGGCUGGAGCACCGGGGGUGCUAAAUAUUGGAAACAUCACCCCUGAAGCCAUCUCUACACCCCAACUCCCAUGGACCUGUGCCCUGGGAGCUCCCACCCACCUCUGCAGCCCUUGGGGCUCUUUAUUAUCCAACCCACCCCAGGGACCCCAGGCCUGAGAAGACUUUUAAAGCCUAGCAAAUUGUGUCAGGUGUGUGAUUGUGGUUUUCACUAGAAAUGUAUAAAAUUGCCAAUCUGCAUUUCCUACCAUACUGUUAAGGUACAAUUCUAGCAAAAAAAAAAAAAAAUUUGGUACCUUUUCCUAAAACCCGUGGAGAGCAAAUAUACAGUGGUUUCCAACAGGUUUCUGGAGACAGAAAUGGCGAUUGAGGAGCCCACUGCCGCCCUCACAGCCGAGUCCGCUGGAGUCCCCACAUUCGGCCUCUGAACCCGAGACCACCCACACGUGGUUUUUAUCACCUGGGCCAGCUCCGGUGACUUCCAAAAAUCCCUCCCAUGUGAGACCAAAUAUUUUCACCUUUUUCUUCCAUUUUUGAAGAUUUAAAGAAUAAAUCGGGCCUGUUUCUUUCUCCCCUGAAGAAUAAACCCUGCCUCUGGCUUUGUAAACCCAUCCGUGAAGGGGCGUGAACAGGGCUAGAAAAGCAUUUCUUUUCACCAGAACCACCAGAAAGAGCUGCCACUGGGAUGCUGUUUGAUCCUGACCAGCAGGGGGACCACCCAAGGGGAGGGGCUGGCCUGGUCUCUCUCCUGACUGCGGGAUCAGAGAUGUCCUUUUCCCAUUAACAGUGCCCACGUGGGGAUGUGAGUAGAGACAUGCCUGUGUGUGUGUGGUGUGUGUGUGUAUGUAAGCUGAGCUCCAAAAGGCUCUUGAAGAUGAGGGUGUGGUACUGCAGUUUUGAAUCUCUGCUAAAUGAGGCGACACUUGGGAUGGAUUAUCCUUCAUAGAGACCACCGCUUCCUCAAAGAAGCCACCUCAGAGGUCGAUGUGUUGUUCAGGCAUGUGAAAAGCAGCACGACAGAGUCUCUAAGCUGGAGCAGGCAGGCCCCUUAGCAUUUCACUCGGGUCACCUGGGGUGCUUCAUGGGGGUGGCAAGUCAAGGAGAUAAAGCCCUAGAAUAGAAGGGACCUCAAGUACCAUUUGUCCUGUGGAACCAUGGCAGACACCCCUGUUUACUCCGCAACGGUCACCCCAACUCCUCUCCAGCAACCUCCCACUGUAGAGGUGGUAAGUCCAGAUUCUCAUUGUUCCAGCCUCCUUUGCAACUUGGGGUAAGCAUGUGACCAGGUUUGGGCAGUGAAACCUAACAGGAAGUCUACAGGGACUUCUGUGAGUGCUCGUGCUCUUCUGAGGAGAGAGGCAGACAACAGGCAACACUUCCCUACCCAGCCUCCCUUCUUCCUGCCUUGAUUGAGGCAGCGACACCUGGAGCCACAGCAGCCCUCUUGCUACAGUGAGAAAAAGCCCAAGAGGAUGUCAAAGACCUUGCCCCUAUCAACAUUUGACCAAGCCCAUGCCAGCUGCCAUCCUCAUCCAGGAUUAUUGUAAAUAAAAAUAAAGCUUUCUUUGUUUAAGCCA